CACCGCUCGUUAGACCUGGUGCGCACGUCUCGCACUCACAGCGCGUGGGAUCACAUCUCUGCUCACCUCGUGGGGGAGGGGGCAGCUUACCAGUGACAAUUUCUUCGCGAGCCUUUUCAGAGGGGACACCUACCAGUGUCUUAGCAUGACUUAUGUCACUCGUGACAAGAGCCAGUGACUUUUCUUUUUAUGAGGACAAGAGUCCAUGUUGAUUUGGACCCAAAAUGUUUUGAUUCUUAAGUCCAAGUUAUACUGCUUCGAUCAAGGCAACGAUAAGCGUAAUGUCAGCUUGACACUAAAUAUUUAAAACAAAUUAACUGACCUGCACACCGUAAGCAUAUGAGAAUAGGAAAUUAAUUAAAAGCAGUAGCUAAAAUAAUUCAGUGUAUCUUAAGGACUUCUUAUAUAGUACACAUUCUAAAUCUGUUUCCUGCGUUAUAUCACCUCAGUUUGAUUACAGUGUUAACUUCAAAUGUAUCUUAGUGUCAUAAUUAUCCUAAGAGCUUCCUAUCUCGCGUUCGGACGUACCUAACAUUGAAAAGGUUCCUACCAGCGCUGUCAUAUCGACUUCAAAGAGUUAAAACUGGUCUAUGAACUGUGGUGGCAGGUCGACUUUCUUCAAAAAAACGGACCCUAAAGCUCUGGUGAUGUAUCAAGACCACUUGGACACUUUGGACCAUAGGAUGGACCGUAGCGGCAUCACACCCUUCACGCUGUCCGUGGUGGCCACACAAAACGUGUUCAUGCAUCGUCCGAUGGAUUUGAAGUCUGACUGCAGAGCUCGCCCAGCUUCUGCAAGUUCCAGUCCACAGGGAUCUCCGAAUCAUGGUUCCCCACAUCAUGGUUCCCCGCUAACAGUUUCCAAAACGCCCAGCCCGAGUUUGAACCUGUCUCUCUCAACGGAAGUGUGCGCGGUGGGGUCUCCAGGGUCGAGUUCCAGUCUCUCCCCAUCUUCAGGAGUAGGCCCCAUCAAGAAAAACACACCAGGUUUGUUGUGUGUUGUGUGCGGUGACACGUCCAGCGGGAAGCACUACGGAAUUCUGGCCUGUAACGGAUGUAGCGGUUUCUUUAAGAGGAGUGUGCGACGCAAACUUAUUUACAGGUGUCAAGCAGGUACAGGAUUGUGUACAGUAGACAAGGCCCACCGGAACCAAUGCCAGGCGUGCCGGCUCAAGAAGUGCAUACAGAUGGGCAUGAACAAGGAUGCUGUCCAGAAUGAAAGGCAGCCCAGGAACACUGCCCAGGUCAGGGAGGACCAGAUCGAGCACGAGCUGGAGCACCCUUUGGUGCCCUCCAACGCCACGGUCAGCGCCACGCACCCGGCUUUCAGCCCAGGGGCAGGCCAUCGCUUUAUGUCCUCGCUGAUGAACGGGGAGUCCGGCGCCAACAAGAGCGAGCAGGAGGAAACAGGUGAUGAGAACAUUGAUGUGACCAGCGUGGACACGGAGCCACACCACCAGGCCAGCCACGCGCACCACCCACAUCCGCACCCCAGCCUCAUGUAUACGGACAGCGCCAUCUACCCCCCAGGACACGAGACACUAUACGAGUGCUCGGCCAGACUUUUGUUCAUGGCAGUCAAGUGGGCCAAAAAUUUGCCAUCAUUUGCCAAUUUGCCAUUUCGAGAUCAGGUCAUUCUGUUAGAGGAGGCUUGGAGUGAGCUGUUCUUACUGUGCGCCAUCCAGUGGUCCAUGCCUAUGGAGGCCUGCCCCCUUUUUGCCAUACCUGAUCAUCUGCCCCUGAUGGCCAACACAAAGGCGUCUCCAUUUUCGGACAUGAGAAUACUCCAGGAUGUGAUGACCCGAUUUAAAACAGUUCAGGUUGACCCUGCGGAAUUUGCAUGUCUGAAAGCCAUUGUCCUCUUCAAAUCAGAUACCAGAAGUCUCAAAGAUCCUCAUCAAGUAGAAAGUUUGCAAGACCAAGCCCAGGUGAUGUUGGGUCAGCACAUUCGAGGGCAGCACCCAGCGCAACCUUUCAGGUUUGGUCGUCUGCUGCUCACGCUCCCAACCCUGAGAUAUGUUCCAUCAGACAGGAUAGAGCGACUCUUCUUUGGGAGAACCAUCGGCAAUACGCCCAUGGAAAAGUUAUUAUGUGAUAUGUUUAAAAGCUAACGUGCUUGACCCGGUAGGGAACUCUUCUCUGGAUGGCAAAGGAAAUAGUGUAACUCGUCUGCUAAAAAUGCGUUAUUGGCAAAUCUGAACUGAUUCAGGGCUAUAUCAAGGACAAACCAAAACGAUGUCAGCUGGAUAUUUGCUGGAGUGACUUUAGUGACUUUCUAGUCAUUUGUGUUUUAAUUCAAACAAACAUUGUAUGUGGUAAAUCUAGUUAGAUCUACAAAUGGAUAAAUAAAUUCACUGUUACAACCUAAAAUAAUAAUAAACACAUUGACAUCUGCAAACAAGGCAGACUCAAAGCCGUGUUAAGAAAUCUUCCUUGCACAGAUGACGUCACAGACUUUUGGCUCCCCUGGCGCCAUCUGACGGCCAAGUCGGGGGGUUGAUAAUUCAUUGUUACCAUGUGUGUGUACAUAUUGGACGAGGUCUGCGUUUUCUUUUCUGUUUUCUGUGUCAUAAUAGAGGAAUACAUUUUUAUCUUUAAAAUUACUGAUGCUAUUUUUUAAAAAAAGAAGAAGAUUAUUAAGUCUGAUAGAAAAACAACUUUAAAUUUAUUGAAUUUGGACCAGACUGGGUCAAGGACGUUGUCAUAGCGCGCCAAAAACAAACGAAUAAAUACUUCUAUGUUAAUAUAGACAGAAUAGAUAGUUGAAAUUUAUAAAUUGCGACAUUGUUGUUUCCCUUCUGGGAUUAUGAUAUAUAUCUUGUAGUUUUGAAAGAGAGACAAAAAGCAGAAACGGGGGUCUUGAAUAAAAUAGCUUUUACAAAUUUGAAUAAAUGUUUUUAUGCAAGUAAUAAUGUGGGUAUAAUAUUGAAAAAUUACGAAACCAAGAGACGACCCUUAAGAUUUUGGCUGAUUGACCUUUAUGACCUUUAGCCCAUCUCGGGACAUGGUUCCAUGACUAACAAGUUAGGAUAAACUUUAAAAAUUGUUAUCCUCCAGUUACCCCCCGAAUAUUGUUGAACGUCUGCGAACAGAGAUAGUUUUCCAUUUAGUGACGGUGUUCAGGCCAGCUUACAGACCAUUUCUUGAUAAUAUUCAAAGCUUUUGGUUCAGUUCUUUUAUAUCAAAUCUUCUGCUGUAAAUACACACACACACACACACAAAAAGACUAAAGAUCGUAGUUUAUCUUGUGUAUUUGUUUUCCCGCCAUUUUGUUAAAUCUGGGAGUUGCUGUGCUGAGCUAGUGAAAAACAUAGCAUGUUAUUUUUUCCUUGGCACAAGGAGCUUACAAAAGAGCUUACAACUCGGCAGCAAAAAGCUUGCUAGAAGAAGAAUCAUCUUGUAUAUUUGUGGGCACGAGGAAUCAGCGGUGGAAACACGGGGAAUUUUUUUUUUCUGGAUGACGUAAUGUGGAUCGCGCGCUGAAAACAUGUCUCAUACGUCACUUUUGGUAAUGUGAUUGGAAUAUUUUCCAUUGGCUGUCUACGAAAUAUAAGCCCAGUUUCUAAGUUAUUUGAAUUGGGUGAAGAUCAAGAUGCAUACCUGGGUAGCUAUCUAGUGCCAACACUCUGGAUGUGACUAGACUUCUAUUUGGCUAUGACUCGAUAUGAAAGAAGUAUCACUAAUUACUUAAUGUCUUUCGAAUCGACAGCAGCAAUUGGGAUAAAGAUGCGCAGGAUAGAUCCACAUGGAGGGCAAGAAUAGGGAAAUGGUCCGCCAUCGCUGAGGAUGAAGACACGCCGGAAGUAGAAAGAAGAAGAAUGAGAUUGCUGCAGCGUCUGAUGAUUUCAAAAGUUUAACCUUUGACAGCGGAUGUGUCUCUAGGAUUGGCCUAUUUAGUCACGUGAGAGGUAGCCAAUGGAAAAUAUCGUCUCACGACACGUACAAAGCCACAGACUUGUUAGUAUUGUUUUUAUAGGCAGACUGAAACAAUGUUAAAUGUGCAAUCAAUGUCUAGGACCUCGCAGCAACGUCUCCUGUAAUUAGCAUAUUUCGUGUUCAGUUGACUAAAAAAAAUUAAUCCAUAAUGUGUAAAUAAAGUACAAAGGUUUGAUCAUCUUGACAUGUUUUCCAUUUGUUUGGGCUUUGAUUAUUUCAUUGUUGUAGACUUAGCUGUUUUUAUCACUUGUACCAGAAAACAUAGCAUGCACUCUGACGACUAAACUGUGAGUUGGCAAGCGACUAGAUUGUAUAAAAGGAUUUCACUAGCAGUGGUCUAGCUAGAGUGA
This is a messenger RNA of Biomphalaria glabrata, 4286 nucleotides long. RefSeq names its product photoreceptor-specific nuclear receptor-like. Gene Ontology annotation, biological process: positive regulation of transcription by RNA polymerase II; cell differentiation; anatomical structure development. The coding region runs from base 591 to 2111 and encodes 506 amino acids. The transcript is spliced from 9 exons. NCBI's taxonomy places the organism in Eukaryota, Metazoa, Mollusca, Gastropoda, Planorbidae. Gene Ontology annotation, molecular function: zinc ion binding; nuclear receptor activity; RNA polymerase II cis-regulatory region sequence-specific DNA binding. The record is from RefSeq and is a predicted model, not a curated record.